Molecule: messenger RNA, 682 nt
Organism: Nyctereutes procyonoides (raccoon dog)
Lineage: Eukaryota; Metazoa; Chordata; Mammalia; Carnivora; Canidae
Gene: CNIH4
Product: cornichon family AMPA receptor auxiliary protein 4
Exons: 5
Coding region: 89-508 (139 amino acids)
Biological process (GO): endoplasmic reticulum to Golgi vesicle-mediated transport
Cellular component (GO): COPII-coated ER to Golgi transport vesicle; endoplasmic reticulum membrane
Source: RefSeq, a predicted model, not a curated record
CGGCCGGGCGAGGGCCUAUCAGGGGCGGGCGGCGCGGCGGGCGCGGCGGGCGCCGGGGCCGGUUUGACGGAAGGAGCGGCGGCAGAGGAUGGAGGCGGUGGUGUUCGUCUUCUCUCUCCUCGACUGUUGCGCGCUCAUCUUCCUCUCGGUGUACUUCAUAAUUACAUUGUCUGAUUUAGAAUGUGAUUACAUUAAUGCUAGAUCAUGUUGCUCAAAAUUAAACAAGUGGGUGAUCCCAGAAUUGAUCGGCCACACCGUCAUCACUGUACUCAUGCUCGUCUCACUGCACUGGUUCAUCUUCCUCCUCAACUUGCCUGCUGCCACCUGGAAUAUAUAUCGGUUCAUUAUGGUGCCGAGUGGGAACAUGGGAGUGUUUGAUCCCACGGAGAUCCACAACCGGGGGCAGCUGAAGUCACACAUGAAGGAAGCCAUGAUCAAGCUUGGCUUCCACCUGCUGUGUUUCUUCAUGUAUCUUUAUAGCAUGAUUUUAGCCUUGAUAAACGACUGAAGCUGAGGAGCCGCGGUCCGAGUCCGCCAGCACCACAAAGCGCAGCCCAGGAGCCAGAGGCGCCGGAGAUCAUCCUUAGAACCGUGACCAUAGCAGUAUAUUUUUUCCUCUUUGAACAAAAAGAAAAAUAUUUUUGCUGUAUUUUUACCAUAUAAAGUAUUUAAAAAACACAAA